Molecule: messenger RNA, 4629 nt
Organism: Polyodon spathula (Mississippi paddlefish)
Lineage: Eukaryota; Metazoa; Chordata; Actinopteri; Acipenseriformes; Polyodontidae
Product: transcription factor E2F1-like
Exons: 7
Coding region: 1422-2702 (426 amino acids)
Biological process (GO): regulation of transcription by RNA polymerase II; G1/S transition of mitotic cell cycle
Cellular component (GO): Rb-E2F complex
Molecular function (GO): protein dimerization activity; RNA polymerase II cis-regulatory region sequence-specific DNA binding; DNA-binding transcription factor activity, RNA polymerase II-specific
Source: RefSeq, a predicted model, not a curated record
CACGUGUGCAGGUUUCGCGGUAAAAAAGAUUUGGCGCGUAAACCCCUGAGCUUGCCGGGUCAGCUGGUGCAGAACAACAACAACAAAUACAAAUCUGUGGAAGGGGCAAGGUGAUCGGCUCAAAAACACAGAGGGCAGAUGCGAAAGAAACCUUUAUUUUCCCUGGACAUGCUCUCGCCCAGGAUAGCUCAGCCGGGGUUCUGUUUUGGCUUUUCCUCUUUACAAUCUCCACUUGCUUCCUGGAUUCAAUGACUGACAAUGACAAAGUGAAGCAGCCGAUAACGACCGGGCGGAUCAGUGUUGCGGUGUAAAGUCUAUUUGAAUGUCCAGAUCCUUUUUUUUUAUCCACAUAUACUAUAACAUAAAUAUUAACCAUUUAUGCAAAAUAUAUGGUACUGUAUGGUUGCAGGAAUACUUUUCACAUAACUUUUUGGAGACAGGAAAGAAAACAAAAACAAAUGACUGAGAUAUAUUAACAAAGAAGCACCCUACAUCUAGGCGAAAAACAAGCUUUUGUGCACGCUGAGCAAAAAUAUGUUAACUAUAUAUUUUAUAUAAUUUACCAGCAGUCUAAAUUUGGAGCCAUAGUGAACCAGCACUAAAAGCCAGAGGAGCUAACCUCAAAAAUAUGAUUAUAGAGCAACACAAAAAUGACUGAGCCAGUCGGACUGGUUUGAUCCCUUCAUGCAUGUGCAUUAACCUGUUCGGAACCGCCUAAUCAAAAAGUGAAUUGUGCAUCGGAAUUUUAUUUUCUGUUUAUACAAAUCGUAAUUAAUAACGCAAAGUUCAAUUUAGGCAAAUGUAAACUGGUUUAGCGGAUUGAAUGACACGUUUGUAACAAUACAUCGUUUGAGCGCUGGGAAUAAUAAACGCACGAAUGAUUGUUAGUGAUACUAUUAAUAUUCGAAUCCCAGAAUGACCUGGAUUCCACAGACUGGGAAAGUGAAACUCGGUUACAUCUUGCACUGCAGACAGCGCCGUUCUUGAAAUUAUUGGCCCUGCAAGAAAUAUUGUCUUUUUCAGUCGGAAGGCAUUUGUAGUUAGCUGAUUUGCCAUUUGCUUUUGUAUUUGCAGUGUAACGACAGUGACAAUUUGUUAAGAUGUUUUAAAAGCAGUUUUUCCUUUUAUUUGUUUUUACAUUAUGCAAUCAGAUGUUCUGUGAUGCAAGUUAAAUGUAUCUCUUAACCACAUCUUGGUCAGCUUUCAUUUGUUUUAUACGUUGUAACGCAUCACAGGAAGGAGGUGUUUCCUAAUUCAUACUUUUAAAAUAAGCUUUUAUUUUUUUGAAACCCCAAAGUUUUGUAGCCUGUACAGAUGCAGAGAUGCUGAACUGCUACUGCAUCCCACAAACCGACUUUUAACGAUCAACACAAAACAACGGAGAUAGCUUUGCCUUAUUAAAAAAGAAACGCCGACGUGCCAUGUCACAGCAGCUUGUAUCAGGACAGACCUCGGAGGAUCUUUUGGCUGAUUAUGAAUCCAUUUUAGAAGCUGGGGGUAUAGAGUUAGACCAGCAGCAGAUCGUGAUCAUUUCGACAUCCGGAAAUGUGGAUUUGCACCCCGCAACCUCCGGUAUGGCCGGUGAAAUAUUGCUGUUCGCCACUCCACAGGGCCCAAGACCUGGGGAUGGAGGAAGGAGACCCACCUUGGGGAGGCCGCCGGUAAAAAGGAAGCUGGACCUGGAGACUGACCACCAGUACGUGGCAGAAACCAAGCAGACUCCCCGAGGCAGGUGCCGGGUAGGAGAGGCAGGAUUAAAGUCCCCCAGUGAGAAAUCCCGCUACGACACCUCCCUGAACCUGACCACCAAGCGCUUCCUGGAGCUGCUGGCCCAGUCCCCCGACGGCGUGGUCGACCUUAACCUGGCUUCGCAGGUGCUGGAGGUGCAGAAGAGGCGAAUCUAUGACAUCACCAACGUGCUGGAGGGAAUCCAGCUCAUCACCAAGAAAUCCAAGAACAACAUUCAGUGGCUGGGCAGCCGUCUGGAUGGGAUGUCUGGCGCCCGGCACCAGGCGCUGGUGAAGGAGGUGAGUGAUCUGGGAGAGACAGAGCAGAGACUGGACGAGCUCAUCACAAAGUGUAACCUGCAGCUGAAACUGUUGACGGAGGACCCGCAAAACAAAAAGUUGGCGUAUGUGAUGUGCCAGGACCUGAGGAACACAGUCGACCCCCCGGACCAGCUGCUGAUGGUGGUGAAGGCCCCUCCUGGAACACAGAUGCAGGUCUUGGACCCCAGUGAGGGGAUGCAGAUUUCUCUGAAAAGCCCCCAAGGCCCCAUCGAUGUGUUCCUGUGCCCAGAGGAUGGGGUAGGAGUUGGCAGUCCUGUCACUGGCAACAGCCCUUCCAAAGCAGCCAAUCAGGAUCUACUACUGCAUGCCGUAACCACCACAGAAUCCCCGCCCUGCAGCUCCUCCCAGGAAGUGUCAUUGGCUCCCCUGUUAAUUACGAGUGGACGAGAGCCUCUGCUGACAGACACUAUAUCUCCACUGAGGGGGCUACCUGACUUUGGUAAUCUUUCACCUCUGAUGUCUUCCAGUUACCAGCUGGAUAGGAACUCUGAGGAUUUCUCCCUCCCAUUGGAUUCCUUUAUCAACCUUUCCCCGCCCCAAAAUCAUGACUACCAUUUUGGACUGGGGGAGGGAGAGGGUGUGAGUGAACUGUUUGACUGUGACUUUGGAGACUUGACCCCUUUGGAUUUUUGAAAGAUGUAUAGAAUGGAGAGGGGGGGUGGGGGUAAUGUAAUGAGUCUGAUCACAGUAAUGAGGCUUCUUUUGCUCUCAUUUGUUUCUUGCUUAUCACUUCAAAGCCAUGGCGGUCCCCAGCUCACUUCGACUUGGUACGCCAUUUGUCUGAUUGGAUGCCAAGUAAAUACAGAUGUCUAGCCCCUUGUUGGGUAACUAGAAAAUGGGCCAAUCACAAACUCUGAAGUUGUAAUGAUUAUUGCCUUUUUCACAAAGUGGUGGUGCCUUCCACCCGAGUGAUCUAUCCAUGGCACUCAAAAACUCUUGCUGAAAAUUUCUGAGGCUGGUUUCCAACACUACCAAAGUAGUCCGGUGGUUUUAUCUGCAAGUUCUUUGCAAAACCAAUUUCCAUUCUUCUAAUAAGACUUUGGAACCACUAUUGUGCUUGAUUGACAAGCAAUCAGUUCAGAUACACCUGAACCAAUUUUAGCUGCUUAAAGAUAACUUUGAUUCAAAUGUCAUUUUAAUGUAUCUUUUUUUUUUUUUUAUUUAUUUAUUUUAAAGACUCCCUUUCUAUUUGAUGGUGUUUGAAGUCUUGCUAACUUGAUACUGGUUUCAGUUGCUCCAAUGUUGAGUAAUUAUCAUUUUCCUUGCUUGAGCUUGUCUGGAGAAUCCUAACUGGUGUGACUCAGCAGCCUUCCCCAUUCCAUUUAAAUCACGUGACAAUGCGACCUUUCCACUCUGCCAGCCAUGCCCACUCCCUAUAUCCACAUGUAGAGCAGGGGUGGCUGGCAGAGUCAAAAUGUUACAUGAUUUGAAUAGAAUGAGGAAGGCUGGCAUUUAGGAUUCUCCAGGCCUGGUAAAAGCAGAUUGAGAGAAAAAACAGAACUUAAUAAUGGAGCAACAGAACCUAGAAGCAGUCAGAAUUAUUGCAAACCCUGCUAACAAUGACGUCUCAAGCUGCAUGCUCUUUACUGUCUCACCAAGACAAUCUAGUGUGUUUGGAUGUCACUAAAGGAGCUGUGUGUUUUGACAGUACUGUAUGUUUGGAAGGCAAAUAACGUCUCUCAACUACAGUCCAAGCUCAUUCCAAAAAGACACAAUGUACAGUCUCAUAGUAAUGGUAAGUUAAAUCCUGUUGCACCUUUUUAGAGUGCUGAAGAUCAUGAAGUCUGUCUUAAUUAUCUAAAACAGAGCCACCUUUAAAACUUUGAAUGCCGCUCUGUCUCAGACUUCCAGCAUGUUUCUAACAGCUCGGACCCCUGUGAGAGGGAACUGCAGCAGGAUUAGUAGUUAUAGGGCUGUAGCAUUCAGAUCACUAAAUGGAUCCUGAAUGCAAAGCUAUAAACUGAAACUGGAAAACAUAUUAAGUGGUCACUUAAACGGCCCUUGUUUCUAAGAAGAAAGAAAGACCUGGGAAUAGCUUUUACAUAUUUUUUAUUUUGUAAUAGUUUAGUUUCUUGCCAAGAUUUGACUUUUUAGUUUCUAAUUGGCAAUUAAUUUAAAUCUUAUGUCUCCACAGAAAGGUUUUUUAUAAGGCACUUUUUUGUACUAUGUGGUGUGAAUUUGUUGUUGUAUACUGUUUUAAUUAUUUAAUCUUGGGCAUAUUGAUCAGAUAGAGUUGCUUUAUUUUCAUGUACAGUGUUUGAAAUGUUUUUUUUUUUUUGAUAGCUGAGUUUAUACAUUGUAAUUUUUUUUUGUUUGCUUAUUGAAUUAAUAACUUAAGGCUGUUGUGUCCUUAAAAAUACAGCAAUGUUUAGUUUCCUAUGGAGUUUUUCUUUAUGUUGUUUGACAGCCAUGGGAUGAAGCUCCCAUCUAAGUAAGGCACGGUUUAUCAGUUUAUUGCUUUUGUAAAACUGAGUGGUAAGAUUCAUGUUAUGCAUUUGUGGAAGUCAGAUUUUGACAAUCCCAAAAAAAAAAACAAAAAAAAAAAAAUUGAAAGUUAAAU